UCUCAGCUUUACACUCAUCACACUAAAAAUUCUCAUCAAUGGCGGUUUUCUCAAGAACCAAACGUGUUACUGAUCCACUCGACGACGAAGCUAAAGCUCGUAUCUUCAGUAGCCAUGGUUGCAUCCUAGACCAAGACUCUUCUCCUCGACUCUGUGAGCUUGUUCAGGGUUUUUUCGAUGAUGGUCCUGAAGAGACGAUACUCUUCUCUGACUCCGACCCCUCUGAGAAUUCUUCAGUAGUUGAACGUUCUUGUGAGGGUAGUGUGGAGAUCUUGAAGAUGGCCCUGAGCUUCUCAGACUCUGAUCCUUAUCGGAAUCUAUUGCUAGGUCACGUUUUGAGAGCCGUGGAGGCAUAUUCUUGUUUUAGGUCAAGGAACAAAUCUGUGAUCCGAGACAAGGUCGUUUCGUUUCUUCGUGAGCUCGGCCAUGACGCGGCGGUUUGUGUAUCGAAAUGGAACUCGUCGGCUAAACUCAUUGCGGGGAGUUACGAUUACAUCGACGUCGUUUACAAGCCUACGUCUGAUCAGACGAUCCCCGUACGUUACUUCGUCGAUCUAGACUUUGCUUCUGAGUUCGAGAUCGCAAGGCCAACGCAAGAAUACACUCGUGUGUUGCAUUUGCUUCCUAACGUUUUCGUUGGGAAAGAAGAGAGUUUGAAGACGAUCGUGAGAGAGUCAUGCGACGCGGCGAAGAGGUCUAUGAAGAGCCGUGGCUUGUCUCUACCACCGUGGCGGAGAAGCUCUUACUUGCAGCACAAGUGGUUUGGUCCGUACAAAAGAAAGGUUAUGGAAUCUAGUUUGGGUGUUAAGCAGUUGAAUAGUGAGGCUGUGAGCUGCAGAGCUUUAGGGUUUGAUCAUGAGGGUGUUGUCAAUACUCGUUUGUUCAUCAGGACGUGAUAUGAUCAUCUAAGUAGUAUGGAGUAGGCUAUGGUAUAAAGUGUGGUCGCAUAGUUGAAGACUACACUUAGUUUUUUCUUUUGGAAUUGUA
Messenger RNA from Capsella rubella, 987 nucleotides. RefSeq lists its product as uncharacterized. The transcript has a single exon. NCBI's taxonomy places the organism in Eukaryota, Viridiplantae, Streptophyta, Magnoliopsida, Brassicales, Brassicaceae. Bases 39 to 896 code for a protein of 285 amino acids. The record is from RefSeq and is a predicted model, not a curated record.